CAGCGCUCUGGUGGGUCGGUGAAGCCGCGUUUUUGGCUCCGGAGCUCCGAGCGAGAAGGGAAGCCAGCGCAGAGCAGCUUCUAGACAGCGAGGAGAGAGCGCACAGCGGGCAUAAAGAAGGCAGGAAGAGAAAAAAAUACUGGCGUAGAUAAGGAGGAGAGGAUAACUUGACGCAGGAAGAGAAGGCUGAAAGGGAGACCGUAGAGAUGGCUGAGGCGCCUCAGGAGCAGCCGCAGCAGCAGCAGCAGCAGGAGGGGAGGGAGGAGGAGGAGGAGAAGCAGCAGAGCCCUGUCGAGGCCACGGAGCCCGAUGAAGGGGCCGAGGAACCGAAGGAGGGCGCCCCGGCGACCCCGGCCCGAACUCUGCUGUCCAUGAGGUCCAUGAGCAGCGUGGAUCCCGACGACGACUCCCCCAACAUGAUCGUCUACCGAAAGAUUGAAGACAUUGUCACUCUCAUCCAGGAUGAAGAGGAGGGUGUGCCCAUAAGAACUGUCAAAAGUUUCAUGACCAAAAUCCCCAGUGUUGUUACAGGCACAGACAUCGUACAGUGGCUGAUGAAGAACCUGGCCAUCGAGGAUCCAGCCGAGGCCAUGCACAUCGGGAGCCUCAUCGCGGCUCAGGGGUACUUCUUCCCCAUCUCAGACCACGUGCUCUCCCUCAAAGACGACGGCACCUUCUACCGCUUUCAGGCACCAUAUUUCUGGCCGUCCAACUGCUGGGAACCUGAGAACACAGACUAUGCUAUCUACCUGUGCAAGCGGACCAUGCAGAAUAAGACCAGGCUGGAGCUGGCCGAUUAUGAGGCGGAGAACCUCGCCAGGCUGCAGAGAGCCUUUGCCAGGAAGUGGGAGUUUAUCUACAUGCAGGCCGAGGCCCAGGUCAAGAUCGACAGGAAAAAGGAUAAAACCGAGAGGAAGAUCCUCGACAGCCAGGAGAGAGCCUUCUGGGACGUCCACAGACCUGUGCCCGGAUGUGUGAACACGACUGAGAUGGACAUCAGGAAAUGUAGACGCAUGAAGAACCCUCAUAGAGUUAAGAAGUCAGUGUACGGUCUGGUCGAGGAGGGAACACAGUGUCAGAGUCCCAUACACACUCCCUCACACCACUGCAGGAAAGGCACCAAGGAGGAUGUGGAGAAAGAGAUCGUAUUCCUGAACACUCAGCUAGAUCGUCACUGUAUGAAGAUGUCCAAAGUUGCUGAAAGCCUGAUAAGCUACACCGAGCAGUUCAUGGAGUACGACCCGUUUGUGACAGCACCGGAACCGUCCAACCCGUGGACCAGCGAUGAUCCAUCUCUCUGGGACCUGGAGGCCAGUAAGGAGCCGAGUCAGCAGAGGGUGAAGAAGUGGGGUUUCUCCCUGGAGGAGGCCCUGAAGGACCCGGCGGGACAGGAGCUCUUCCUCAAGUUCCUGGAAUCAGAAUUCAGCUCAGAAAACCUGCGGUUCUGGCUGGCGGUGCAGGACCUGAAGAGGAUGCCCCAGCAGGACGUGGCACAGAGGGCGCAGGACAUCUGGGCUGAGUUCCUGGCGGAGGGGGCGCCCAGCUCCAUCAACCUGGACUCUCACAGCUACGAACGCACGAGCCAGAACCUGAAAGACCCCGGACGAUACUGCUACGAGGACGCGCAGGGCCACAUCUAUAAGCUGAUGAAAAGUGACAGCUACGCACGCUUCCUGCGCUCCAACAUCUACCAGGACCUGCUGAUGGCGAGGAAGAAACCUGAAACAGAGCAGGGGCGACGCACCUCCCUGGAGAAGUUCACCCGCAGCGUGGGCAAGUCACUGACGGGCAAACGUCUGACGGGCCUCAUGCAGUCGUCCUGACAAGGCCCGGAUGACGAGUAGGAGCAACCAUACCCGGAGGAGCGGCUUCCCCCCGGGGAGCAGUUGGAAAAGGACCCUGGGGUGCUUGGGCGUGGCUGCGGGUGGCGGGUGAGGGCGCCAAACGAGCCUCGACUGCCGGACCGGAAACCGCCACCACGUGUUUUUUUUUUAAAAAGAAAAAUAAAAAAUUCACCUCGGAGCAAUUCAAGAGGACUGACAUCAUGCAAUAAGUCACCAGACCUGACACCAGGACAGUGCUGUCACGGCGUAGAGGAUAAACAAUGCUACUCUUCUUUAGGAGGUUUCUACCCAGAAGCCCACGCCACGCCAGGCUUCGCCGUUUUUCUUCUCUUGUUGUGUUUCUCUACUAUCUACACUCAUGUUAAUAUGGUAGCUGAGGUGGCUAUCGCUUUAAUUUCUGUGGUAUAAACAUGGAAUGCUUGAAUGCUGUCAAAAUGAGACUUAGAGUAAUGCUGUAGCUAGCUGUUUUAUCUCACAUCGUUCACUGGGGUGAAACAAGGGAUGACGAGGGCUCACGCUCAACAUGUGCACUCUUUAACUGAACGUCCACCAACUCCGACUACGUUUACAUGGACAAAAUGUCAUGUUUAUUUGCUCUUAUUCUGGGGGGAAAAAAAAGACGUAUAUGUUCUUAAAUGUUAGUUACGGCUAAAAAUGGCAACACCAACGAACAAGUUUGCCAGUUUCACACCGCCGCAAAGCAAAUCGACUGCCAGUCUCACGACCCGGAAGUAACUGUUAUUGUUGCCGUGACGUCCAAGUGUUUUAGGGUGUCUGCUAGAAGAUGUUUACAUGCUUUCAUUUUCAAAAAAAGCACAUCAUGGUACCCAUGUCGUCCACUGCUGCAGCACCUCUGUUCACCCUUUUGUCUGAACGCUCCAUAUUUUUAGUGCCUGUCUCUUUAAGGCGGUGUGACGUUUUCACAGUAUUUAUCUGACCUGCUUUAUCUACAUUAAAAGAAAGGUGUGGAAAUCUCACUUACGAGACCUUAAAUUGGAAGGCGAUACUCAGAAUGAGACUUUUAUUAAAAUCAAGAAUAUUGUCGUUGGAUAACUAGUGUGCAUGUGAACGUAGUCACCGACACCAGUCAGAACUGGUGCUUUAAUGGUGGAGCAGUACAGCAACUUUUUAUCAUGAGAGCUUUUUGAUCAAUCUAUUAACGUGGGGCGACGCAAGAUUAACAACCUCUGUGUGGUUUAGUUGGUUAGAAAGUGUGUUUACAUUUCACAUAAUUAUCUUAAUUAUCAUUCAGUGGAAACUGUCAUUUACAGACUGAUUGACAACUUGUACAGUUUCUCCUGUAAACAUCCUGUCCUGCUCUGUGUGGGUCCUUCCUGGAAAACAGGAAAUUAUUUAUUUUUUUAAAACAUCUGGCAGCAGUAGGUGUUUUUGGAGUGUUUGUCUGAGACGUUUGCAGAAAAUCAAACGUAAGGUGUCGGUACAGGCACAAAAGGAUCUAUUCUACAUCUAUUUCUUACAUUACCUCACAUGAAAAAAAAAGAACUUAUUUCAUGUAUUUCCACUGCCACAGACUACUUUCAGCAUGCAUUUUCUCAAAAAAGAAAAAAAAAAAAGCCUUGUAACAACCGCACUGAGCAGACAGAGGUGUAAUCUUGUCGUCACUAAAAUCAAUCAUUUUACAAUAACAGUUGUACGACUUUAAAGCGCGUGAGCUGAUAUAAUGUCAGGCUUUAUUCUAUUCUUCUGAACAUUCCACUUCAGGCAGGCCGCGACGAGGUUCAGUGGGCUUAACCAUUCUUCACCUUAUGUAAAGAGGACCACGAUAAUAAAAGGGGAAUGCACAACAGCGA
Messenger RNA from Acanthopagrus latus (yellowfin seabream), 3655 nucleotides. RefSeq names its product regulator of G protein signaling 6 (gene rgs6). NCBI's taxonomy places the organism in Eukaryota, Metazoa, Chordata, Actinopteri, Spariformes, Sparidae. The transcript has 18 exons. Gene Ontology annotation, biological process: intracellular signal transduction; G protein-coupled receptor signaling pathway; regulation of G protein-coupled receptor signaling pathway. The record is from RefSeq and is a predicted model, not a curated record. The coding region runs from base 207 to 1823 and encodes 538 amino acids.